UCGUGCGCGCGGGAGGAGGCUGAGCAUGGACGACAAACUACAGAAGAAGGUCGACGCAUACGAAGCCUUCCUCAACGACGUCCUGAAGGAGGACCUUCGGCGAAUCCUGCAUCAGCGAGACGCCAUCUACGAACAAACAGCCGACUACCUCCAGCUUCGGACCGUCCUCGAGAAGACGCAGCGCUGCCACGCGGCGGGCGAGCCGCUGCGCACGCGCGUGGACGUCGGCUGCAACUGCUACAUGCACGCCGUCGUGCCGGACGCGUCGCGAGUCUGCAUCUGCGUCGGCCUCGGCGUCUACGUCGACUUCACGUUCGCCGAGGCGCUCGCGUUCGUCGACCGCCGCUGCGCGCACCUAGGUGGCGCCGCCGCCGCCCUGACGAAGACGGCGACGCAGAUCAAGGCCCAUGUGAAGCUGGUGUUGCAGGGACUGCGCGAGAUACAAUCGAUAUCGGACACGGGGGAGGCGCAGCACGCGAGAGACGUGUGGGGGUGAAUCGCCCAACCAACGAG
Messenger RNA from Priapulus caudatus, 513 nucleotides. Its product is annotated as protein UXT-like. Gene Ontology annotation, biological process: negative regulation of transcription by RNA polymerase II. NCBI's taxonomy places the organism in Eukaryota, Metazoa, Priapulida, Priapulimorpha, Priapulimorphida, Priapulidae. The record is from RefSeq and is a predicted model, not a curated record. The coding region runs from base 26 to 496 and encodes 156 amino acids. The transcript has a single exon. Gene Ontology annotation, molecular function: transcription corepressor activity.